AUGCAUGCCAGUGAGUCAGAUGUUCCACAAAUUGAAGCAAUGCUUGCACAUCUUCGCGAGUGUGAACUCGAUUUAACUGUAUUUCAAAAACGUAAUGAUGGUAUACCUGUCAUACCUAUCUUUUAAUGAUUUUUAAUAUAAUUUUUCUAAGGAAGAUCGAUUCCUGCUGACGGAACAUCUAAAAUGCACCCUUUAAAACACUUUGUGAUUACAUUGGCUGCUGUGGUAACGAUAAAAGGAGGUAAGGAGACUGUUUUAAAAUCACCCAGCAGAGGUGCAGUUCUUUUUAUGUUAUUGCUUAAUGCUUUUAAAAUAUUGAAGUCCAAAGAGGAACAAGUAGAAAGGCUUUAGCUUCUAGUGGCUACCAAAUAUUAAUUUAUUUAUUCAAAAUCAGUAUUUAUCCCGGAGCAUGCAAUUUGGCAGGGCUAGUUUAAAUGGACCCCUGGCACAAACAAAACAAGCACAUUAAGACAUUAACGACACUAGAUAAUUAAUUAGGUUAUAAAUGCAACAUGAACAGGUAUUACUGUCUAAGAUGGCUUUUGAGCAUUCUAAAGCUUCCUUGGUAGUUAGGAGUUUUCGCAAGAGGAGUACGCAGCAAGUCAGGUUUCUGGUGUUGUACCCAUGAACUUGGUGCGCCUGUCCAAACUUCGAAAGUAUUAAGCUUCAUAGAGACACUUUUUUUUCCAAAACAGACGGCAUGCAAUCAUCUUUCUCAAUAUUUUGUAGACGUUCUUGCUUUCCUUGCCUAUUGUUUAUUUCCGAAAUAUAUGGCCGAAUCAUAAAACCUACAAUGAAUCUAAUUUCCAAGCUCGUAUUGACUCUCCAAAAUCAGGGUAGCAUUAACUUGUAAACAUAUUGUAUUUAUAAGUAACAGACUGGGUAUUAUGUCAAUGUCAAAUUACUUCAGUAAAUGUUGAUCAUUCUCUUGGCUUAACACAGUUACUACAAGCUGCCACUGAUAGUAAUAAUCCAUUCAUUCUCUCGUAUCUUCAGGCUUAUCAGCCGGGCGCAUGGCAUUUCGUUAUCAUGGACACUCGAUGACCGGACACAAAUUUCAGGAUAAAAUCACAACGGAUGAAAUACGGAGACCAAGUAUAAUAAACAAAGAUAACGCCUUUUCCAGUUUUGCUUAUAAUAUCCCUGUGCGACAUAAGUUGCGUUCUUUGCAUUUAAGGAAGUUUGCAGCGAAUUAUGGGAAAAGGACUGUCCAUGGGACAGAGAAUGUAUCUAACGUACAAAUCGAAAGGGUUGGACAGCCGCUUUCAUCCUACGCCACCACAGAUCCUAAAGAAAUCACAGGCGUCAGACAAGCGUUCAAGUUGCCAAAUAAUUCCAUAAGUGGAACUACUGGAGCAGGGCAAAUGAAUAACGUAAAAAUCGAAAGGGUGGGACGACCACUUUUAUCCCAUACUACCACGAAAUUUAAAAAAAUCAAAGACACGAGACAAUCACUCAAUUUACUAAAUGAUUCCAUAACUGUAACUACUGGAAAAGGGCAUAUGAAUGACGUAGCGUACGAAAUGGUUGGACAACCUCUUUUCCAACAAUCUGGCACAAAACUAAAAAAAAUCGAAGAAAUGAGACAUCAAUCCAAGAUACGAAACUAUUCGUCAAUUGGAAUUUCGUCUCCGGAAAUUGUUAAGACGGGAAAGCCAUUGAUGUUGCUCCCAGAAAACGAUAAUUCUGGCAGCCUAAAUCAUGGUAGGAACCCUAGUGGAAAGGAUAUGGAAUUUGAAGACGAUCACGAUGAUGAAUUUGCCAAAGAAAGCUACAAGGUAAACACCUCGGACGGUAACAGAAUUGACUAUAACCCUCCCGCAAAUUCUUUACAAGCACAUCAGCCUGGCCAAGGAAAGUCAAAUCCCGUCACUACAGUCACUAAAGUGAACGCUCCAUUUAGUAGUAAACAAAGGAAACAACAGCCACCUAGUAAUAUGCUAGAUUCUUUUUUGGCAAGUGUACACAAUACAACUACCUCCUCCAGUUUACAGGGUUUUAAGAAUCCUAUCAAACAGCAGGUAAAUCAGUCAAAUGACAAGCCAACAAGCAACGUAUCAGGUAAUGGAUAUUUUCAAAAUACGACUAUUCCUCAAGGCGAGAGCAGAGUGCCGGUAAUAAACCUGAACUUUAGUCAAAAGAAUUUGGGAAAUUUCUAUGGAGGUGGACGAAGUAGCAAAGUCUUAGGAGUAAAUAGUGUGGACGAAAUUGCGAAGGGGACAUCUGCAUCUGCAUCAUCAUCUGCUUCUACUUCUGUGGGAAUGAGUCCAACAGAGGUAAAUACACAAGAAAUGACACCAGUAAAUCAACAAUUAAAAUACGGAGAAGGAGAACAGACGGUGGCAUCAGACAAACCUAUUUACUUGGAGGAACAAGUUCUGCAAGAAGGACAAAACAAAGGGGCAUCAUUUACAAAUUAUCGAAUAAGUAACAUAAAAGACCAUGAACAGAGUGAAGAAAAUACCGAGCGGUACAACGGUGAUUCCAACGACCUGAUGUACAAUUUUCAAAGGGACGAUGAUAAAAACAACGAGGAAGACGAUCAGGGAGGCUUCUUACCGGGAUUCCAAUAUGCUGCUAACUACCUGUCCUCUCCACCUUCUGUCCAGGGUUACAUGCCCGUUGAUGAGUUUGGAUCCCCCUUUUAUGGAAACGAGACAGGUAAAUUAUCCCUUAUCAGUGCGAGUAGUAUAUUUAACUAUUCUAACCCAACACAAUAGGACACUUCAAGAACCCUGGAGCCAUAGCAUGUUCCAUAACAAUCAGUGACGAUUGAUUUUAUACUCAGGCAAGUUAAGGCAUGGGUUGAUCCAAGUAAAGGAUUUCACAAAGACAUGAUAAGACAUAUCUCACUAAAAUAGUUCUGAAAAAUUUAUUCCAAACAUCACGUGACAUUCCUUGGUCCAUGACGUCACAAAACCUGUUUUCUCAAACGGGGUAACGUUGUUUAGCUUCAGCCUAAAAAUGCUUGUCAUCAAAUUGUCAGCUUAACUGUCUGUAUUGUCAAUAACCUUUGCAAGGUGGAUUAAAGCAUUUUUAUUAGAGUUAUUAAAGUCUUUUAUGAAUCACGUGACCUGUUUUUCUUUAUUUCGUAAUCCUUGCUCUACUUAGGCAUACAUGCGGUGCUAGUUCAUAAUAUCCAGGCCAUGGGAAAAACACUGGUGCCUAAGAAUAUUUGCUGCUCUUUCAUUUCCUUUCCCCCGUUUUAAUUUGAACACUUUGCAGGUCAACGGUCAUUUGCAGGUCACGUGACUAAUAUUUCAACAGUGGAUAUGUCACAUAUUGUUAAGGCCACCGAGCUAAAACUGUUUGCCAAGUUUCAUAUGACGACUGAUCAAAACAAUCCGUUUCAAACGCCACUUCGUCAAAGUAUGCAAAUUAUGAGGUGGCCCAUGCCUUAACAUGACUGUAACGAUGCAUGAUUUCCUUCCUGGAUAUUUAGCUUACACUUAAAGCUGAUACGUUACUACGCAGCGAAAUGGCUAACGAUAGACCUUGACAGAUACCUCAUUUUGCAAAUCUUGAGCAAUCCUGAUAGGGGUACCCGCGAAAAAAACAAGUAACAUUUUUGACAAAAUCCACUGCCAAUUUUGCUAUUCACCUCUACUCUUUGCAGAUUUGUCCCCAGCCAUUUGUGGAAAGUUAGCCGGCCAAAAUGCCAUGCGAAAGCUGACAAAAAUAUAAAAAACUGGCUAUUUCCAUGCGAACGUGGGCAAAACACUGGCUAUCAAAAAAGGAAUAGAUCGAAAAAGAUUGCAAAAAUUGGCCUCUGCGCAUACACAUAGAAGCUGGAACAUGUGCCCUUAUCGUUUUAAAUCACUUUUUAGCAUCUAACGCAAAUAGACCGACAGACGGUCCAGAAAGGUUGUCUUAGUAAAAACGUGUUUUUUUGUUGGCAGUAGCCAAAGGAUUAACCUUUCCCAGAAGCCCAUAAUUACACGAGUAACCGUAUACUGAAACGGGAUUGAGAAACUGAACAAGAUUAUUUUACACGAUCGAACUUAUUGACAUUUCUAUCGUGUUGGGGUGUAGAUGAAUAUUUUCAACGAGAAGCUCUCAUGGCACACAACAAAUACCGCUCUGUCCACAACGCACCACCUCUAGAACUUGACCCGCAGUUGUCUAUAGAGGCCGAACAACUUGCCCAACUACUAACAAAACCAGACGGUGCCCGCAAAAAAGUUGAUAUGGAGAAUGAAGGCGAAAAUAUAGCGAGAGGGUGCAGUGAGUGGGGUGGCCUAACGGCGAGUGGCGCAGUACACCGUUGGUAA
This is a messenger RNA of Porites lobata, 4271 nucleotides long. The record is from the annotation of a GenBank genome assembly. NCBI's taxonomy places the organism in Eukaryota, Metazoa, Cnidaria, Anthozoa, Scleractinia, Poritidae.